Adineta steineri is the source of this 999-nucleotide messenger RNA. The record is from the annotation of a GenBank genome assembly. Lineage: Eukaryota; Metazoa; Rotifera; Eurotatoria; Adinetida; Adinetidae.
AUGACUGUUCGUGUUGUAUCAUAUAAUAUUUUAGUACCUAUAUUUGCUGAAGAAACAGAUUAUUAUACGAAAUGUCAACCUCAAUAUCUCAAAACUGAUUAUCGAUGGAAUUUAAUUCAAUCACAAUUAGAACAAGAGAUUAUUAAUCAUGAAAAUACGAUUAUUUGCUUACAAGAACUUUCUCUUCCAUUAUUAUCAAAAUUCGAAUUAUUUUUUCGCCGAUUGAAUUAUACAUUUUCUCAUCAUCUUUAUGGUCAACAAUAUAAUGACUAUAUGGGUGUAGGUAUUGCUGUUCCUAUGUCGAUACAUAUCAACAAAAUUUCGAUGAUUAAAGUUGGAGAUCAUAUUAAAAAAAUGUGUAAAUCUCGUGAACAACCAUCCAACAUAUUUUCAUGGAUAUGGAACUGGUAUGAAUGGAUCAAGGGCAAAAACAAACUAUAUAUAUCUGAUCCAUGGGAGAUUGCCAUGCUCAGAUCCAAUGUACUCAUUUGUUUACAAGCUAUUAUCAAUGGUAAAUCAUUAUUCAUUGGAACAUAUCACAUGCCUUGUCUUUAUAAAGAACCUGAUGUUAUGGCAAUUCAUGCUUCAGUUGUCAAAGAUUUAAUGUAUGAACAGGCAGCAGGACAAGAUUUUAUUCUAGCCGGUGAUUUUAAUAUUAAACCACAAGAUGUUUGUUAUCAAGUUUUAACCGAAAAAAAUUAUAAUGGUUACAAUUUUCCAAAAUCUAACGUGUAUGAAAUUUCUUAUCAACCUAAUUUUGAACAAGUAUUAAAGAGUGCCUAUUGUGAAAAGAAUGGAACCGAACCUAUUUAUACAAAUUUUGCUGAUACACCGAAAUCAUCAAAAUUUUGCGAAACACUUGAUUAUAUUUUCUUUACUGGUCAUCUUACUGUUGAAAAUGUUUUAGAACUACCAGAUCUUCCUGAUAGCGAAUCGUACCCAGAUGAAACACAUCCUUCAGAUCAUUUGAUGAUUGCAGCAACAUUUCAAUUAUCGUAA